Hippopotamus amphibius kiboko is the source of this 2631-nucleotide messenger RNA. It is a transcript of the gene POLA2, whose product is annotated as DNA polymerase alpha 2, accessory subunit. Gene Ontology annotation, molecular function: DNA binding. The transcript is spliced from 19 exons. Lineage: Eukaryota; Metazoa; Chordata; Mammalia; Artiodactyla; Hippopotamidae. Bases 606 to 2282 code for a protein of 558 amino acids. Gene Ontology annotation, cellular component: alpha DNA polymerase:primase complex. The record is from RefSeq and is a predicted model, not a curated record. Gene Ontology annotation, biological process: DNA replication; DNA replication initiation.
UGAACCCAUGUCUCGCGCAUGCGUGCGCCUUGCAAAAGCAUUUGGCGGGUUUUUCCUGCCUUCGUUCUGCUCCCGUCUUUGAGAUCCUCUGCGGUGGCUUUUGGGAAGCAGGACGUUCUCUUCAGGAGAACGACUUCUCAAGAUUUCUGUUCUCUUCCUCCAGACGUUUGGGGGCUUCAAACAAAAAAAAAGAAAGAAAAGGAAGGAAAAAAAGUGUCUCUCCGUGACUGACGGCUGGGGACUUCUGAUGGCCUGAGGUCUUGGGCCAUUUGGUCAGUCUCCGUUUCGGUCCCUCGAACGGUGAAAGGAUCAAAGGGGCCUCGUCCUACUCAUCGGUGUCCACGUCUGUGGGUUUCUUGGCGUCAGGUCGGAGCUGGGUGGGCCCGGUCCCGGCCCCGGCCCCGGCCCCCAUCCUGGGUCAUCAUGGCCGUGUCCGCCCAGCUCUUGGUGGAGGAGUUGGAGAUCUUCGGCCUAGAAUGCGAGGAGGCUCUGAUUGAGAAAUCUACACCUAGACUUCUGCUGACCCAACACUUCUCAUCAGAACUGUUGGUGGUCUGUGCAAAUUGGUAGAGCUGUGCAUUCUGUAUGGACAGAAUGAGGAGGGAAUGGCCGGCGAGCUUAUCGCCUUCUGCACCAGCACACAUAAGGACUGCCUCACCUCAGAGACUCUCAACUCUUUCGAGCACGAGUUUCUGAGCAAAAGAUUGUCCAAAGCCAGGCACAGUGCCUCCACGGACACUGGGCACGCGGGAGCCAGAGACAUUGUUUCCAUACAAGAGCUAAUUGAAGUGGAGGAGGAAGAGGAGACCCUCUUGAACUCGUACACCACACCCUCUAAGGGUUCUCAGAAGCGAGCUAUCACCACCCCAGAAACCCCCCUCACAAAAAGGAGUGUGUCCUCUCGAAGCCCCCAUCAGCUCCUCUCACCGUCGAGUUUCUCUCCAAGUGCUACCCCCUCUCAGAAAUACAACUCGAGAAGUAACCGAGGAGAAGUGGUCACCUCCUUUGGCUCAGCACAGGGGUUGUCUUGGUCCGGGAGAGGAGGAGCCAGUAACAUCAGCGUGAAGGUCUUGGGGUAUCCAGAGCCGCUAACCGGGAGCUACAAAUCCAUGUUUCAGAAGCUCCCAGACAUCCGAGAAGUUCUGACCUGUAAGAUAGAAGAACUUGGCAGUGAACUCAAGGAACAUUACAAGAUUGAGGCUUUUACUCCUGUUCUAGUCCCAGCACAAGAGCCCGUCACUCUGCUGGGCCAGAUCGGCUGUGACAGCAACGGGAAGCUGAACCACAAGUCAGUGAUUCUGGAGGGAGAUCGGGAACAUUCCUCAGGCGCUCAGAUUCCAGUGGAUCUAUCUGAACUCCAAGAAUAUUCUCUGUUUCCUGGACAGGUUGUGGUUAUGGAAGGCAUCAACACCACUGGUAGAAAACUUGUUGCCACCAGACUCUACGAGGGUGUGCCACUGCCGUUCCAUCAGCCCACGGAAGAGGAUGGAGAUUCUGAGCAAAUCAUGGUCCUGGUGGCCUGUGGGCCGUACACCACAUCUGACAGCAUCGCGUUUGAGCCCCUGCUUGAUCUGAUCACCAUCAUCAACCACGACCGGCCCGACGUCUGCAUGCUGUUUGGACCUUUCCUGGAUGCUAAGCACAAACAGGUAGAGACCUGUCUACUGACAAGCCCAUUUGAAGAUGUUUUCAAGCAAUGUCUACGAACAAUUAUUGAAGGGACACGAAGCUCCGGCUCCCACCUUGUCUUCGUCCCAUCGCUGAGAGACGUGCACCAUGAGCCCGUGUACCCACAGCCACCUUUCACCUGCUCCGACCUGCCUCGAGAGGACAAAAAGCGAGUGCAGUUCGUGUCUGAGCCCUGCACCCUCUCCAUAAAUGGAAUGAUCUUUGGUUUGACGUCCACCGACCUGCUGUUCCACAUGGGGGCUGAGGAGAUCAGUAGUUCUUCCGGAACUUCAGACAGGUUCAGCCGAAUACUCAAGCACAUCCUGACCCAGCGGAGCUACUACCCGCUCUACCCUCCCCAGGAGGAUGUGGCCAUUGACUAUGAGAAUUUCUAUGCCUACGCGCAGCUGCCCGUCACCCCCGAUGUCUUCAUAGCCCCUUCAGAGCUGAAAUACUUUGUGAAGGACAUCCUUGGCUGCAUCUGUGUGAAUCCCGGGCGCCUCACCAAAGGGCAGGUGGGGGGCACCUUCGGCCGACUCUACCUCAGGAGGCAGACCGCGGGCGCCGAGGGGAGGCAGAGUCCGUGUACUGCCGCCCAGGUGGUCCGGAUCUGAGGUUCGGUCCUUUGUCACCCGCCUCGUGUGGGCCUCCCAGACAUUGAGAGCCUAAGAGUAGCCCUCUGACAAGAUCCCACCCGUGGAAGGAGAGGAGGCAGCCGGUGGGGAGGAGAGGGCUGUGGGCAGGGGGCCCGGCGGGAAGGCCUCAGGCAGCUGGACCCCGACUCUGAAUGGAGCUUCUCCGGAAGAAAGCUGUUGUUUCUUCACGGGCACUUGGAGUCCAGCGUGAACUGGCCAGAGAAGCAGUAUACUCAGGAAGGUCAAGGCUUCACGAUUUCCUACAUGAAUCAGACACAGAAACAACUUUUGGAGAAAUGAAAAUAAAUUCUGUAACUUCUGAGUUUAA